Molecule: messenger RNA, 654 nt
Organism: Suhomyces tanzawaensis NRRL Y-17324
Lineage: Eukaryota; Fungi; Ascomycota; Pichiomycetes; Serinales; Debaryomycetaceae
Gene: CTA1
Product: Cta1p
Exons: 1
Coding region: 1-654 (217 amino acids)
Biological process (GO): vesicle budding from membrane; late endosome to vacuole transport via multivesicular body sorting pathway
Cellular component (GO): multivesicular body
Source: RefSeq, a predicted model, not a curated record
AUGAACAGAAUCUUUGGAAGUAAAAGCACAGCGCCCAAGCCAUCGUUGAACGAUGCCGUCAAGAACAUCGACGAUCGGGUGGGAGGACUCGAUGUCAAGCUCUCCAAGAUCAACGCUGAACUCUCCACCUAUCAACAGAAACUCGCCAGAAUGCGAGACGGACCAGGCAAGUCGGCGUUGAAGCAGAAGGCGCUCAAGUUGUUGAGGCAGCGCAAGCAGAUAGAGGCCCAGAAGGACCAGUUGGAAAACCAGUCGUGGAAUAUGACCCAGGCGUCGAUGACCACUGACAACUUACAGAACACCAUGAUCACCAUCGAUGCCAUGAAGACCGCCAACAAGCAAUUGAAGAAGACCUACGGCAAGAUCGACAUCGACAAGAUCGAGGCGCUCCAGGACGAGAUGCUUGACUUGAUCGAAAAGUCCAACGAGUUGCAGGAAUCGCUCCUGACCAGCUACGACGUGCCUGACGACAUCAGCGAGAGUGAGUUGGACGCGGAAUUGGACGCCCUUGGAGAGGAAAUCGACUUUGAGAACGAGAUGGCCGAGAGCGGACUUGGCAUGCCCAGCUACUUGAACGACGAGUCUGCUGCCUCCGAUAAGUUGCCCACGUUUAUCGACGAACAGGAAGAGGAACCAGCCAAAGUGGCCAAUUGA